GUUGGCUUUCCCGUUGCUGUCUCGGCUGCAUACUUCGGCAGAUUGAGGAGGAAGAUAAUCUCUUGCGGACAUCUCUCGAUUGGCAAUGGCGCCAUGCUGUUGAGAAUUCGAAUGGGCUUGGACUGGACUGAGAGGACGUUCCACCACGGCAGAAACGCUAUCGGUGGAUUUUUGGCAAACCAGCAUUUUCCAGCACCACCAAUUUGCUGACAGUGGCUUUUUCAUUCCAAGAAUUCAGUUUUCGUGCGUAAGUCGCUGCAGAUUCAGAGAACAGGAGAGGAGACUGGGUUUGCACGUGCUUUCUGUUGAAGACAGGAAGUUCAAGAUAGAUUUUGUCCGGACAGCUUUGCGGAUUCAAAGCGUGUCCGGCACCAGACUGCUUUGACAAAGAUGAAUGACCACGAUAUACGAAAUGAAACUCGGAAUGAUGAUUCAGUCGGGGCCCAGAUUACCGCCAUGUUCUUCGAUUUUCUUGAUAACUUCACGCCGGAGAUUGGAGUAUCUUCCCAGCUCAGCCAGGAGUCUAGAAGAGGGAAGAUGUACUUUGACGAGGUUUCGCUCAUGCUGACGAAGGAGCUGACUACCCUCCGAGUUGAUUUCAGUCAUGUGAUGCAAUAUAACGAGGAUCUCCAAGUGGCCAUAUCCGAACAUUUUUUCCGUUUCGAGUCCUACUUGAGGGAAGCUGUGAGAAGAUUUGUAAGCCAAGCCAAGCGCGAACUGGAGAUACAGCCAGAUGAUGAGGACUCCAAGAAGGACUACUGGAUCGCCUUCCACAACAUGCCUCUUGUCAAGAAAUUGAGAGAUUUAAGCACCUCGGAGAUUGGAAGAUUGGUGUCGGUAAGUGGUGUUGUAACAAGAACGAGCGAAGUCAGACCGGAGUUGCUCUUUGGCUCCUUCAAGUGUUUGGACUGUGGGACUGUCGUCAACGUCGUCGAACAGCAAUUCAAGUACACACAGCCCAUCAUCUGCCCUAAUGCCACUUGCUCCAAUGCUGAGAGAUGGGCACUUCUUCGCCAAGAGAGCAAGUUUGGAGACUGGCAAAGAGUGCGGAUGCAAGAAAAUUCUGGAGAAAUACCAGCUGGUUCUCUUCCCCGCUCAUUGGACAUCAUUCUACGACAUGAAAUUGUGGAACAAGCACGAGCAGGGGAUAAAUGCAUUUUUGCCGGAACGGUUGUUGUGAUUCCUGACAUAGCUGCUAUGGCUUCUCCGGGAGAAAGAGCAGAAUCUCGAAAGAAAGGUGAAUCGAACCGAAGUGAUACAGGAACUAUGACCGAAGGCCUGAGGGGUAUGAAAGUUUUAGGAUCAAGAGAUCUCACCUACCGACUGGCUUUUCUUGCCAAUUCUGUCAAGCCUAUCGACAAGAAGCAUGGUAUCGAUAUUCGAGGAGGUGGUACUAAAGUCACUGGAGAAAGCACAGAAGAUGACAAUACUCUUGAGAUCACCCAAGAUGAACUCGAGGAGAUUGAAAGAAUGAAGAAUUUGCCACAAAUAUAUGAUCGUUUAGUCAACAGCGUUGCUCCAACUGUUUUUGGUCACCAAGAUAUAAAGCGAGCCAUUCUUCUAAUGCUUUUUGGAGGCGUGCACAAGAGCACACACGAGGGUAUCAAUCUUCGAGGAGACAUCAAUGUUUGCAUCGUUGGAGAUCCAAGUUGUGCAAAGUCACAGUUUCUCAAGUACGUAGCAGGUUUUCUUCCAAGAGCUGUUUACACGUCUGGGAAGUCUAGCUCUGCUGCUGGUUUAACUGCAAGUGUGGUCAAGGAGCCUGAAACUGGCGAGUUCUGUAUAGAGGCAGGGGCCCUGAUGCUUGCUGACAACGGAAUCUGCUGCAUAGACGAAUUCGACAAGAUGGACAUUAAGGACCAGGUUGCUAUUCACGAGGCCAUGGAGCAGCAGACGAUUAGCAUAACAAAAGCUGGAAUUCAGGCAACGUUGAAUGCGAGAACAUCCAUUCUAGCAGCUGCCAAUCCCUCUGGUGGUCGGUAUGACAAGUCAAAACCUUUGAAGUACAAUGUGGCACUACCACCCGCUAUACUGUCAAGGUUUGAUCUGGUUCAUAUCAUGAUCGAUGAACCUGAUGAAGUACUGGAUUUCAAUAUCGCACAACACAUUGUGGCUGUCCAUCAACGGCAAGAGGAGGCAAUAUCUCCAGAAUUUACGACCGCCCAACUCCAGCGCUAUAUUGCAGUUGCGCGGACAAAGAAACCGGAGUUAUCACCAGCUGCAAGAGAGGUUCUUGUAGACGCCUAUGUCGCGCUCAGACGUGGUGAUGUCAGCGCUGGAACUCAAGUAGCUUAUCGAAUAACAGUCAGGCAACUUGAAGCCCUCAUAAGACUGUCCGAGGCUAUCGCACGAGUUCACCUCGAAGAUUUUGUUCGUCCCCAUCAUGUGAAGGAGGCGAAGCGGCUUUUAAGCACUUCAAUAAUCAGUGUGGACACGCAUGAGAUAGACCUGGAUGAUCCGGGGGAUGAAGACCCAGCCCGAAACGACGACGAGCCUGGCGCUGCCCCAGAGGGUCUGGAACCAAAUGAUAACAUAGACUCACAAGUUCACGAAAAUGGCGGCGGACAUCAGGAAGCAGGCACAUCGGGCGGAGCAACAGAUGGAGCAGAAGAUGCCCAAGCCAAGAAAAUGAAAAUCACAUUUGAGCAAUUUCAAAAAGUAACAAGGGCUUUGGUCAUGCAUCUACGACAGAAAGAGGACAGCCAACCCGACGAUGCUCCUGCGGCUGGUAUGAGACAGGCUGAUUUGACCAAUUGGUAUGUGGGUGAGCUAAAUGAACAAGGAGCUUUCGAGUCCUUGAGUGACAUGGCCAACGAGUAUAGACAAGUUCGAGCUAUUAUACAACAUCUAAUAACGAAGGAAGGAGUUCUUAUUGUUCUGGACGAUGGCGUGGCCGCAGCUGAGAGUUUACAAAGAGCUGCAGACGAAGCAGCUGCAGCCCCACCAUCGGACGAUGCCCAGGGAGAAAGUAGUUCUAGAAAGAGACCACAAAUAUCAGCAGUGAACGAGCGCAUUUUAGCUGUGAAUCCGAACUACGUCCUGGAAUAACUGCCUGCUUAUUUGCAGCACGCUACUUGCUUACCAAGUAGAUGGAUGCUAUUUCUUUCCUUUGUUUAGCAACAAAUUCGCCACAGCCAUCUUCUGGCGACUGUAAAAUAUUUACUAUGAAGGACAUCAUCUAGGCUAACCAUUCCUAGCCUAGGCUACCGCAUCAAUUGUGGAACUUCAGUGGAAGGGGAGAGUAUAAUAUGUUCGGCUGUCAUAUGUGAUAUUUCCUUAGACGAAUAGCGAGGACAAGUAUAACUAGUCAUUUGGUGCCUUGAGGAAGGACAUUCGAAGGGUGUUAUUCGGUGCAGUUCGGAAGUGUGAGAUCCUUGUACGACUUUAUUUAGGAAUAGUGAAACAAAGGAAGCUGUAAGCAAAAUCUUCCGAUUAAUGUCCGCUUUCAAGACAGAUAUCAUGUGCAGAAGCGAAUGGAAGGAUAAUGCAUGACCCAUGACAAUGUAAAGUAACAACAAUCGCAAGCUUAUGACAG
Messenger RNA from Marchantia polymorpha subsp. ruderalis, 3535 nucleotides. Lineage: Eukaryota; Viridiplantae; Streptophyta; Marchantiopsida; Marchantiales; Marchantiaceae. The record is from the annotation of a GenBank genome assembly.